AUGGCUGACACCGCCGGAUACCCUACCGACGGCAAGCUGGAUGCCCACAACGUCCACACCAACAAACGGAAGCGCGACACGCGCGACCAAGGCCUGAACCGACCUGCUCCCCAUUCCGCCAACAACGACCUCACCGACCAAGCCACUGCCUCAUUUCUCGCCGCGCACAACGCCGCCGACGACGACAUGCAGCAACAGUUCGACGUACACCACAACGGUGGGACCAACACCGCGAGUGUCGGCGACACUGCCGCCGCCGCGCUUGCCUAUCACCAGAUGACGGUCCCCCAGGCGACAGAACUCCAGUUCCAGCCACAGAACUCAGGCGACGGCUCCUUCAGCAUGGGAGACCACGGCCAACAACAAACGGGCAUGCAAGACUUUAGUCUCGAGGCUUUGAAGGCAGCUACACAGACGGGUCGUCCCGGUCAAACAGCACCCAGCGACUCGCCACCGCAAAGCUCUGCGCACAAACCUCAAGUCGGCACAGAUGAGUGGCACAAGGUCCGGAGGGAUAAUCACAAAGAAGUUGAACGCCGCCGCCGCGAGACCAUCAACGAGGGAAUCAACGAACUAGCCAAGAUCGUCCCCGGCUGCGAGAAGAACAAGGGCUCCAUCCUGCAACGGGCUGUCCAGUUCAUUACUCAACUGAAGGAGAACGAGCAACAAAACAUCGAAAAGUGGACGCUUGAGAAGCUACUCACCGAGCAAGCUAUCACCGAGCUCAGCGCUAGUUGCGACAAAUUCAAGGCCGAAUGCCAACGGGCGUGGGACGAGUGCAAUAUCUACAAGCGCACAUGCGAAGCUAACGGCAUCAUACCCGACGAGAUCAAAGAGCGCCAGGAGAACGGCGAACAGACGGGAGCUAAUCCCAUGUAG
This is a messenger RNA of Alternaria incomplexa, 879 nucleotides long. RefSeq lists its product as uncharacterized. Gene Ontology annotation, cellular component: nucleus. The record is from RefSeq and is a predicted model, not a curated record. NCBI's taxonomy places the organism in Eukaryota, Fungi, Ascomycota, Dothideomycetes, Pleosporales, Pleosporaceae. The coding region runs from base 1 to 879 and encodes 292 amino acids. The transcript is spliced from 2 exons. Gene Ontology annotation, molecular function: DNA-binding transcription factor activity; protein dimerization activity.